GUAAUUCUGAAAACUGAAAUGAUUACUCUUCUCACAGUGACUCACUCUCUGAAGUAUUUCUACACUGCCUCUUCUGAAGUCCCAAACUUCCCAGAGUUUGUGGCUGUUGGGUUGGUUGAUGAAGCUGAAGUGGUUAACUAUGACAGUAACACCAGCAGAGCAGAACCCAAACAGGACUGGAUGAGCAGAGUCACAGAGGAUGAUCCUCAGUACUGGCAGAGGGAGACUGAGAGCUUUCUGGGUCACCAGCAGAUCUUCAAAUCCAACAUUGAAAUUGCAAAGCAGCGCUUCAACCAAACUGGAGGUGUCCACAUUGCCCAGGUGAUGUAUGGUUGUGAGUGGGACGAUGAGACUGGAAACAUCAAUAGUUUCAAUCAGCAUGGUUAUGAUGGAGAAGACUUCAUAUCAUUUGACCUGAAGACAGAGACAUGGAUCGCUCCUACCACAGGCUGUCAUCACCAAACACAAGUGGGACAAUAACAAAGCUGGGAUAGCACAGUGGAAACACUACGUCACUCAGCGUUGUCCUGACUGGCUGAAGAAGUAUGUGGACUAUGGGAGGAGCUCUCUGUUGAGAAAAGGUAGAGUCACAUGACCUGA
This is a messenger RNA of Epinephelus moara (kelp grouper), 600 nucleotides long. Its product is annotated as H-2 class I histocompatibility antigen, Q9 alpha chain-like. The record is from RefSeq and is a predicted model, not a curated record. Gene Ontology annotation, biological process: immune response. Gene Ontology annotation, cellular component: external side of plasma membrane. NCBI's taxonomy places the organism in Eukaryota, Metazoa, Chordata, Actinopteri, Perciformes, Serranidae.